AUGCCCCCAACCAUUACAGUCUCUAAACGACAUCUUCCCGGAUACAAAUGCUUAAUAAUCUUAAUCCUCCUCCCAAUUUCUUUCACCAUUAUCUUCAACCACUACGAAAAAAUCACCUACUUUUUACGCCCACUAUGGGACACCCCACCACGCCCAUUCACCUACAUCCCACACUACUACGCAGAAAACGCUUCCAUGGCCACCCUCUGCCGCCUCCAUGGAUGGACCUUACGUUCUCACCCUCGUAAAGUCUUUGACGCCAUCAUCUUCAGCAACGAACUAGACUUACUAGAAGUCAGAUGGGGUGAACUUAAUCCAUACGUCACCAAAUUCAUAAUCCUUGAAUCAAACACAACCUUCACAGGUAUCCCAAAAGAUCUCACUUUUGCUUCAAAUCGCGAACGUUUCUCUUUCGUUGAAGAUAAAAUCGUAUACGGUUUCCUCCCUGGGAAAUUAGCGUCCAUGGGUAAAACCGUAAAUCCGUUUUCAGUUGAAGCACAUCAUCGGGUUUCCAUGAACGGGUUGAUUGCAAGUUCAGGUAUCUCUAAUGGCGAUUUAUUGAUUGUAGCGGAUACUGAUGAGAUACCAAGUGCGAAUACUGUGAAGUUGCUUCAAUGGUGUGAUGGGUUGCCACCUGUAAUGCAUCUUGAUAUGAGAAAGUAUUUGUAUUCUUUCGAGUUUCCAACUGACCCCACAUGGAAGGCGACAAGUCAUGUGUUUAAUGAACAUCGUACGAGAUAUAUGCAUUCAAGACAAACGGAUCUUGUGCUUUCGGAUACUGGGUGGCAUUGUAGUUUUUGUUUCAAGUAUUUGAGUGAGUUUGUGGAGAAGAUGAAGGCGUAUAGUCAUGCAGAUCGUGUGAAGAGUAAAGAACAUUUGGAUCAUGAAAAGAUUCAGGAAAAGAUUUGUAAUGGAGAUGAUCUUUAUGGGAUGUUGCCUGAAGAAUAUAGUUUUAAGAACUUGAUUGGGAAGAUGGGGUCGAUUCCUCGUUCAGUUUCUGCUGUUCAUCUUCCAAGUUAUUUGAUUGAAAAUGCAGAAAAGUUUCGGUUUCUUCUUCCUGGAGGUUGUUUACGUUCACCUGAUUGA
Molecule: messenger RNA, 1086 nt
Organism: Lactuca virosa
Lineage: Eukaryota; Viridiplantae; Streptophyta; Magnoliopsida; Asterales; Asteraceae
Source: the annotation of a GenBank genome assembly